Molecule: messenger RNA, 630 nt
Organism: Colletotrichum truncatum
Lineage: Eukaryota; Fungi; Ascomycota; Sordariomycetes; Glomerellales; Glomerellaceae
Biological process (GO): protein import into nucleus
Cellular component (GO): cytosol; nucleus
Molecular function (GO): nuclear import signal receptor activity
Source: RefSeq, a predicted model, not a curated record
AUGUCCAACCCUCUUUUUGGCAUUGUCCCGGCUGGUCAGCCCCUUUUGACGGAGCCGACUUCGGCUCUGUCUGAGACUUCGUUCCUCUACUCGAUUUCUUCUGCUCGCCCAUUUUCUCACAUCACCGUUAUGCUUCUACCUGGAACCGUCCUUCCAUCGGAUACUGCAGCUGCGAUAUACUUCGCCACGGCUGCUGAUGUAUCCGCAGCCACUGCAUCAGGUCAGACACCUAACUUCAAGUUUCUCGGCGGAAUUGGAGCCGGCAAGGAAAGCGCUACAUUCAAAAUAAGUGCUGGCAGCGCGGGAAGCGGGACAUCGGCCGCCCAGAAUCCCGGCAAUGUCAUGAUUGGGAUAUCGGUUGAAUCGGCUGAGUCCGUAGCUUCACGCAUCCAGGAACUAUCUGCGAAUCGGCCAUCCGACUUGGGUGCUCCCUCAACAUCCCAGCCAUCUCCCCUGCUCCUGGCCCAGAAUAUCAUCAAAAACGCAUUCAACUUUCUUGCGAGCUUCAGUGGCACUGCUGGGCCUGGUGGUGUCGAGGUAGUCCCACUCAAAGCAUUUGAAGAGUGGUGGAAGAAGUUUGAGAGUCGAGUAAGGUCUGACCCGAGCUUUCUCGAGAAACCACAAGAUUGA